UGGCCACAGCCACGCGGGCUCCAACCAGCCCAAGCCCAGGGACCCCAGGGACCCCAGUGUCCCGCAAGCCCAACAGUGGGACAACGAGGCAUGGCUUGGGGCCCCUUUGUACGGAGGAACUAUUCUCAGUGCUGCCCUCUCUCCGCCUCCUCCCCAUGACUACUGCCACCCCUCACCCCAGCGGGGCCCUGGGUGUGAGCACAAAAGGGUGCCGCCAAGUCCUGGUGGUGGGCCUGGGAGUGUCCGUGAGGGUCUCUGCCUCCCUCUGAGCACAGCUGCUUGAGGGACUGUGACAUUGAGUAGGAAAUGGUAAAUUCCAGGACAGAGCUGCAGAGAUGGCAGAGGGGGAAAUGAGGCCUCCGGACCUGGCUGUGGCGGCCGGCCCGCUGGACCUCCCUCCCGGCUGCCAGGUGAGGCACCUCUGCUCCCGAAGCAGCGCCAAGCGGUUUUGCAGCAGGUGCCAAGGCCCCUCUCAUUGCCAAGGUUGGCACUGCCUGAACAGGGCGGGGCUGCCAAGCUACCCUAUUCCGGCUGCCACGUGGGCAAUGGGCAGGUAUGUCCACAUCCUGCUCCCACAUCCCAGAGACAUCUGGGCCCCAGACUGUCUUUGGUGACAAUUUGUGCUAAGGCAGAAGGUGCCCUUGUCAAAGCGGAGUUAGGGCAGUGUGGGUGCAGCUGCCUGGCCGUGGACCAGCACUGGGGGCAGCGGGCCCUGGGGGAAGCCCCAAAGAAGGGGCAGAGCCCUGGGGAGCCCAGUGAGGACAAGGCUGGCCACCCAGGCACCGGGAACUGGUUGAAGUCCUCCAGCCGCCAAUUAGUUUUAACUUGUGCGGGACCCCCUGUGCUAUGUGCCUACAUGGACUCAGCACAUCCAGGAGGCCAGAGGAUGAGCCGGGGUGAGGGUGGAAAGGGCAGGAGUAGGGUGUCCCAGGCAGUAGUGAGAGCCUGCUGGUUCUGGAACAAACCCGGAGCAGGGCCACCCUGCCUCAGAGGUUCCUGUGGUCUUCCAGAGCCUGCAGCCUCCACACCCUCUCCCUGUACCAGGAGCUGCUCUGCUCCCAGCCUGCAGGCCAGACCUCCUAGUCCCAGUUGGGCUGGGAGGGUGAGGAUGCAGCAGCUUCUCCCACCCCUUCGCGCGACCCAUGCACAGUCCCUGCACUAAGCUGCUUUGGGGUCCAAACAUUCCCUCCUGGCUGGGACCCACGCCACCCUCUGCUCUGGCUGGCCUGGGGUGGCUGUCAGAUCCUGCCUGCCCUUCCCUAGCCAGCAGCUUCCCCGAGCGUGCCUCAGUCCUCUCCUUUGGGGUGGGGGGCUUUCCUUCCCCAUCGUGGGUGGAACCCAGCUCAGCCUCUGAAUGCUCUCCAAGUUUUUCAUUUGACAUCCCUCAAGUGUUCAUUCACCUACGAAUGGGCCCACAUGGGAAAAUAGAAUCUUUGCAGAUAGAAUGAAGUUAUUAGAAUAAGAUAUUACACUAGAGUAGGCCCUAAAUCCAAUAAAGCUAAAAGACCAUGUGACAAUGGAGGUAGAGUGCCAAGGAACACCACGGACGCCUGGGGCCACCGGAGCUGGAAGAGGCUGGAAGGACGCUCCCCCGGAGGGAAAUCCCCAGGCAGGAACUUUACAGCAAAUUGUAUACAAACUGCGGAGCCUCUUGGGGACCCAAGAGAGCUGGGAAAACAGCACCCUCGGGGACACCGGAGCUCCGGGCUUUCGAGGCACAGCUGCCCCAGGAGACUGGGCCGCAAACCAACCUCAGGCAGCCCUGGACUAAGGAGCUCAUACCCUCGGCGCUCCAACGAGUGAUGUUGGGGCAUUUGGGGCGAGCUACAGGAUAGACUGGACUGCGACUUGUGUGAGUGGCGGUAAGUAGCGGGCCGUACUCGCUGGCUCCACUUCUUGACAUCUCGGGAAUAAGCCCAGGACUGCCGCCGGGGAGCCACCCGCGACCAGCGGUGCUCUGCCGCUGCCCACGUGACUUCCUGGGCUCGCCCCGCCCCUGCCCCCGCCCACACCGCGCGAGUCGGAGACUCAAGCGCCAGAUCCGUCCCUCCGGGCUACGGCGCGCAGACGUAGUGCGUCGCGGACCGUCACAGCUCCCGGCCUGCCCCGCGCGCGCUGACGUCGCGCAAAGUCGUCUCCGUCUCCGCCGCCGCCGCUGCCGCUGACGCCGCCAUUGGAGUCGGUCCUCGUCCGUGUGUGCUGUUCCUGUUCACAGCGCAGCGUCGCUACUCGCUAGCGGCCCGCGCGCCCACCAGCCGCCUCCCGGCAGGCGCCCGGGGAGGGGGCGGCGGGCCCGGGACCGCGAGAGCCCGGGUGACAGGCCCGGCCUCGCGGGAGGCCCGAGCCGGCAGGCGUCCCAGCCCUGCGCCGCGCCGGCUGUUCAUGAAGCAUGUCGGCUACCAGCGUGGACCCCCAGAGAAGCAAAGGACAAGAUAAUAAAGUGCAAAAUGGGUCUUUGCACCAGAAGGACGCAGUUCAUGACAAUGAUUUCGAGCCCUACCUGUCUGGACAGUCAAAUCAGAGCAACAGCUACCCCUCCAUGGCUGACCCCUACCUGCCCAGCUACUACCCGCCGUCCAUCGGGUUUCCGUACUCCCUCAGCGAGGCGCCGUGGUCGACUGGAGGGGACCCUCCCGUCCCGUACCUCACCCCCUAUGGACAGCUCAGCAAUGGCGACCAUCACUUCAUGCACGACGCUGUGUUCGGGCAGCCCGGGGGCCUGGGCAGCAGCAUCUACCCGCACCGGUUUAAUUUCUUCCCCGAGAACCCCGCCUUCUCGGCCUGGGGCGCCAGUGGGUCUCAGGGGCAGCAGGCCCAAAGCCCCGCCUAUGGGGGCAGCUACCCCUACCCACCGAGCUCCCUGGGCGGCACGCUGGUGGACGGGCAGGCGGGCUUCCAUGGCGACACCCUCAGCAAAGCCCCCGGGAUGAACAGCCUGGAGCAGGGCAUGGUGGGCCUGAAGAUCGGCGACGUCACCUCCUCCGCGGUCAAAACUGUGGGUUCAGUUGUCAGCAGUGUGGCGAUGACCGGGGUGCUCUCUGGCAACGGUGGGACAAACGUGAACAUGCCGGUUUCAAAGCCGACCUCGUGGGCUGCCAUCGCCAGCAAGCCUGCAAAGCCGCAGCCAAAAAUGAAAGCCAAGGGCGGGCCUGUCAUCGGGGCCGUGCUGCCCCCUCCACCUAUAAAGCAUAAUAUGGACAUCGGCACCUGGGACAACAAGGGGCCUGUGCCCAAGGCCCCGGCCCCCCAGCCGGCCCCGGCCCCCCAGCCUGUCCUCCCACCUCAGCCGGUCAUGCAGCCUCUGCCUGCUCAGCCACCCUCUCUGGCCCAACCGCAGUACCAGGGCCCACAGCCGCCGGCCCAGACCCGCUGGGUCGCCCCGCGCAACCGGAGCGCAGCGUUCGGGCAGAGCUUGGGGACUGGGGGCGACAGUCACACCCCUGGAGGCACCCAGCCCAGCUCGGCCCCGAGCAUGGAGUCCCACCCGGUCCUCGAGAAGCUGAAGGCCGCCCACAGCUACAACCCUAAGGAGUUCGACUGGAACCUGCGCGGGGGGCGUGUGUUCAUCAUCAAGAGCUACUCGGAGGACGAUGUGCACCGCUCCAUCAAGUACUCCGUCUGGUGUAGUACCGAGCACGGCAACAAGCGGCUGGAUGGUGCCUUCCGCUCCGUGGGCAGCAAGGGGCCCGUCUACCUGCUCUUCAGCGUCAAUGGCAGCGGCCACUUCUGCGGGGUGGCCGAGAUGAAGUCGCCCGUGGACUAUGGCACCAGUGCCGGGGUCUGGUCUCAGGACAAGUGGAAGGGCAAGUUCGACGUGAAGUGGAUUUUUGUCAAGGACGUGCCCAACAACCAGCUCAGGCACAUCCGGCUGGAGAACAACGACAACAAGCCGGUGACAAACUCGCGUGACACCCAGGAGGUGCCCUUGGAGAAGGCGAAGCAAGUGCUGAAGAUCAUUGCCUCCUACAAACACACCACCUCCAUCUUCGACGACUUCUCUCACUACGAGAAGCGCCAGGAGGAGGAGGAGGUGGUGCGCAAGGAGCGGCAGAGCCGGAGCAAACAGUAAAGGCCGCAGGCCAGCCUCUGGUGCGAUCUGACGUUCGCCUGAACAAGUGCUUGGUGCUGCGUCCUGGCGGCACCCUGCGCCUUCCUGCGCAGGCCCAGUUGCCGCUGCGUCCCGCCGGAAGCCCUGUGCAGAUGGCGCCGCGCCCUGUGUGUUUGCCGAGUCCGAUAGCAUUGUAGACUGCACUAAUAAAGAGCGUGCUCCUGGCCCGCCAGUCCGACCCACCUAACGUGAACCACAGGUCUGCCCCGCAGCAGACCUGGUGCAUCCAAAGAGUCGUGCUGGCAGACACCGCGCUCACCCCUGUCCUGUUCACGGUCUCCCCCUGCUUCUGUCUUUGGGACGUUUCUCACCCGGUUGCUUCCUGGUGGACGUGGCAGGUCAUGGGUGGUUCUGCCACACACGCGUGUUUCGACCACUUCCCUCCCGGGCGCUGAGACCCGCAGGCGGCAGCCUGGGGCUGGCUGGUUUACCACAUCUCGCUGGUCACCUGCCCAGGGCCACACUUCCCACACCACGAGGCUGUGUCCCAGACAGCAGAUGCGUUAUGCGCCCACACGGCACCAUCUCCUCGGGGUGGUGGGUCUCGUGUCCCCGGUGCCCCUGGCUGUGCACCUCGUUUUAACCCCUUCCCUCGCGCACCCUCACGCUGUUUAAGUUUCAUGCCCGUGACACUGAGCUUCCAUGUCGUCUCUGAUGCGACAUUGUCUGCCCAUCGUGAUCCGCACUGUGUGUCUCCACCCCUUCCUGUCAGUGGUGAAAAGGACAAGGGCACAGACCCCCUGGGGACUGACCGCGCUGCCACGUCCUGUGGACCGAGGGCCGCUGACCUUGCCACCCUCUCCGGGCUGGGCACAGCACGGACGUGGUGCUGCCCCCACCUCGCCAGCACACCUGUCUGCCCCACGUGGCCCUGGGGUGGGGGAGAGCAGGCCCCUUCCAAACACACGUCACUGCAGAAGCCCCUCCAAGUUGAAGCUGGAGCUGUGCUAUUAGACUUGUAUUCAGAACUCGUCCCGCUGUGCGCUGCCGCCGCCGCCUGGACAGAGUUGGGGACAACCCGAGGGGACGACCUGGGGUGGGCGGCUCCAGGGCAGCACAAGCCUUAAUAAACAACCCUGUCUGGCA
Messenger RNA from Artibeus jamaicensis (Jamaican fruit-eating bat), 5194 nucleotides. It is a transcript of the gene YTHDF1, whose product is annotated as YTH N6-methyladenosine RNA binding protein F1. The record is from RefSeq and is a predicted model, not a curated record. Bases 2390 to 4069 code for a protein of 559 amino acids. Gene Ontology annotation, biological process: mRNA destabilization. Gene Ontology annotation, molecular function: N6-methyladenosine-containing RNA reader activity; mRNA binding. Gene Ontology annotation, cellular component: cytoplasm. Lineage: Eukaryota; Metazoa; Chordata; Mammalia; Chiroptera; Phyllostomidae. The transcript has 6 exons.